Messenger RNA from Pseudocercospora fijiensis CIRAD86, 1557 nucleotides. RefSeq lists its product as uncharacterized. The transcript has a single exon. The coding region runs from base 1 to 1557 and encodes 518 amino acids. NCBI's taxonomy places the organism in Eukaryota, Fungi, Ascomycota, Dothideomycetes, Mycosphaerellales, Mycosphaerellaceae. The record is from RefSeq and is a predicted model, not a curated record.
AUGCCAGACCAAGAAUCCCCCUUCACCCCAUCCUUCGACCACCUCGUCACCCAAACCCUCCAACGCCAUCACUGUCCGGGAGCCUCCAUCUCCAUAAUCCACAACAACCACACCUCCUCCAAAGCCUACGGUUACUCCGACAUCAAAUCCCGCACCCCAGUAAAAUCCUCCCAAACCCUCUUCUACGCCGGCUCAACCACAAAAGCCAUGCUCUGCGCCGCCUGGGCAAUCUACAUAAACUCCCCCACCAACACCUCCAAACCCGCAAAAAAUCGAAUUUCUUUCUCCACCCCCCUCGCGUCCCUCAUCCCCGAAGACUUCCUCCUCUCCGACCCCGUCCGUACCGCGCAAGUUACUUUAGAAGAUGUGUUAUCUCAUCGAAGCGGCAUGACGCGUCAUGAACUUUCCUAUGGAUUUCACGGCGUGGACACUCCAAAACUGAUUACGAGAAAUUUGCGAAAUCUGCCGCUCCAUUCCCUCUUUGCGAUUCGGACGAGAUUCGAGUAUUGUAAUACGGGAUAUGUGGCUGCUUCGCACGCUUUGGAAGUCGUGGCGAAGGAAAAUCUCGGGGAUAUUUUACAGGGAUGGAUUUUUGAGCCGUUGGGGAUGAGGGAUACGUUUGCGGGGUUGAGAGAGACCACUGGGACUCGGCGGGAAGACUUGGCGAGGUUGUAUUCUUGGUGUGAGAACGAAGGGGUGCUGAAGGAGGAGGCGUUUAUGGAUCUAUCGGGCGUCACGGGUGCCGGGUAUGUGAUUUCCACGGCGGAGGAUUUUGCGAAGUGGAUGGGGUGUUUGCUGGCGCCUGGGAGAGGAGGAGGAGGGCCUUUGAGUGAGGAGAUUGUGGAGGAGGUUUUUAAGUCUCGGAUUCCGGCGACUUCCAGAGGGGCGGAUUCUGUGCCUUUGGAUGGCGGGUUUGCGAAUUAUGCGUUGGGGUGGUUUGUUGGGGUUUAUAAAGGACGAAGGGUGUAUUAUCAUGCUGGAGGGGUUGUGGGGGGUGGAAGUCGGGUGAUGCUCUGUCCGGAGAUUUCUUGGGGAGCGACGUUUUUGAGUAAUGGGGAUAUUUCGGGGUUCUUGCUCAAAGGGCUUUUGUUUGAGCUUUUGGACGCGGCGUUGGGAGAGGGAGAGGGAGAGAGGAGGGGAUUUGAGCAGUGUGAAGCGGCGGUGCCGAGAUUGUUUGAAGAGUUUUCGCUGCAGUGCGAGAACGCUUUUAAGAGGGUGCUUCCGAAUUUGCCGGAGAGGCCGACGGUGUCGCUCGCGCUGCCUUUGGACCAGUAUGCUGGCACCUUUAGAAAUGUUGGAUAUGGGAGCUUGGAGAUCAGGGUUGGGUUGGAUCCUAGUAGUGGUGAAGAAACGUUGCUGUGCGACAUCGAAGACAGAACAUGGAGAGCCAAAUGGACGUUUCGAAGGAUCAAUGGCGAGCACUGGCGCAUUGAUUCAGAUCAAAGUCGCUGGCCUGAUACAAGGAGAGCGGAGAGCAGGGUCGAAUACGAUGGUAGGAUCUCUUGGGGUAUAGCGAUGGAGCCUUCUAUGCUGGAAACAUUGAUCUGGUUUCACUAA